UUGGAGGAGCGCCGGAUUUGAAUCGCGGGAGGAGGAUACAACAAAGGCAACGACGGCUCCUUGCUCUGGGUGUGUUUUCCCCUCUCCAGCACUCAGCCAUUGCUUUGAAUGACGGAAGAGACCAAUGACGUCACUCCGGUGGGGGCGCGCGGAGCGAACCAAGUGGGCUCAAGAAAUAGGGGGAGCCGAAGCCCAAUGAGGCCGUGAACCCCGGAGGAAGCGGCGGCGCCAUGGAGCGGAGGAUGAAGCGGAGCCGAGAGCGGUUCGCCUCCGCCAUGAACGGCAUUAUGGAGAAGCCCAUCUCUCACACCCGAGAUGCAUAGUGACUGGGAAUAACACGGCUUGGACGAUUCUAACUUUCAUGCUUUACUCUUUGGGAUCUUCUCUAGCUCUUUUGUGGCUGCCCUUCCCUUCCUUAUUCUUCUUAUCUCUUGACUGCAGACUCCAUUCUGGGAGAUGUUUGACCCCAGUACAAUUUCCCCUUCAACGAUGAUAUGAUUGUCUCUAUCAAAUCUUUGACUUAUAGUACACCUGAUGGACAAAAAAUUUGGGGAGAAGAGUCAAGCUCUGAAAUUAUAGAUCGCUCUUACCAGAUCACUGUACAACGUCAAGAAAACAUAGAAAUACAGAAGCAGCGGGCCUCUGACUUUGAAAAUGAGGAGCAUGCAACUUAUGAGCCAUUUGAAACAGACCUGUGUGGAGAGAGUCAAAUUGAUACAGAUCACAAAGGCAAAGCUGAGCUGGCAUCCAUUAAAAGACACUUGGAUAAUAUACAUAUAAAGGAGAAUGUUCCUCCCAUAUACUCUUCCGCAACACCUGUAAAGAAUAAAUGCAGAGUUGAAGUGGACCUGCUGUUGGAGGAUGGUUCCAGCUCUAUUCCAAAAGUGCUUACGGUUGCAAGAACAAAAGCAAGGGAUGAUCACCAGUGGCUUCCUUUGCAAGAGCUGGGCAAUGAUUCCUUAAGUGGUCAUCCUGAUGUGGUCCCAAGGAAGCAAGUCUUGACUACAAAUGUACAUUCUUCAUUGCUGUGUCACCAGCCAUUUAACUCACAUGCUCCACAUUUAGCCAAUGGGACUAUGGUACCUAGAAAUCCGUUCCUUUGGAGUAAUAAUGAAACUGGCUUCAGUAGCUUUUUGGAAAUGUAUGAAUCUGCAGAUGAACAUUGCUCUUGGAAUAACGUCACAAUAGCAGAUUUGUACCCAAAAAUGGUGAAGACACUUAGCAGACUGUUGCACAAAGCUUCUUCCAGUUCAUUAAUCAGGUGGAAUAAAUACGGGUAUUGGCACCCUAAAAAAACAAAGCUUAAUACUAGUAAAGAGAGAAUAAGGAACUUCAGGUCAUUAAAUGUGAAAUCUAUCUUGACAAUGACAGAUGAUAAUCAGAAGAAACAUAAACUGUCCAUGACAAAUAUGAGAAAUAACAGUUCUUUUGAUGGUGAUGAGCUUCAAACUGAAUAUUCAGUGAACAAUGUGACUAGUGUGGUGUCUUCUGUGAACUGUGAUACGGACAACAUGGAAGUAAACUCUUCUGGCAUUGUUAAAUAUCAUUCAUUUGAUGAGAAAGUGGGACAAAAUAGCCUGGAAACCACAACUUUUCAUAGUAUUGUUUCUUCAGAUGAAACCUUUCUGGUCAGAAGUCCAACAUGUACUCCAUUAUCUUCAGACUGUGUAGAGAAUAGUCAUACUUUUGAAGAGUCCUUUUCUCCAAUGGACACUGCAGAUUCAGGAGCAGUAUUUAAUCUAACAGUAGAAGAGAAAUGUGGGGAAAUGGACACUGUUGCUUUCAAGGCUGCCUCAUGUUUAAACGUGCCCUUGAAUAGUAGCACAAAUUCUUAUUUGCAAAAUAAGAAGCUUUCUCCAGUAAAAACUUCAAAUACAUUACUGGAGAAUCAUGAGACUAAAAUGUUCAAUAAUGCUAUUUUGUUACAGCGGAGUUAUUCACUAUCAUCUCUUCCUGUUAAUCAAAGUCCCAUGAAAGUUCACCAGAAAUGUGAAGACGCAUUUGAAAAAAUGUAUAAGGAACUGUGUUCUCCAGUGUUGCAGAAAUCGUUUAAGUUUUCAAAUAUGUGUACAAGUCCUCAGAAGUCUACAAAAUUAUGCACAUCUAGUUUUAAUGGUGUAUCUUCAAGGUAUCAGAAAUGUAACAGUACAUUUGACAGCAUAUACCAGCAAUUGUGUUCUGAAGGAUUUCCAAAAAGUCCUACAUUUCUGAGAGCAGCAAGCCUAAAAAGAAAGUAUGAAGGAGUGCACAUGUCUGAAACUGUAAAUGCUCUAGUUAAUUCCCCAGUAAGAACUUUACCUGUAGUUUCCAGGAUUAAAGGAGCAGCAAGUUUCUUCAGUGAGGACUCCCGGUGUUCACCCAUAAAAAGAUUUAAAAACUUAUCUGAGAACUAUUAUAGAGUUCAUGAAAAACUGCCUUCCUGGAAAAAUAAUCUUCAGAAAACUGACAUGACUUUCACACUGUAUACUCCUAAUGUAAACUAUUGGACCUCACACAUGGAUUCUGGAUAUUCUUUAUCUUCAAAUCACAGCUUUCUGGCUUCUUCAAGUGCUAAUAUAACAGAAUCCAUGAUAGCAGAUGAGAAUGACAAUAAGAGUAUUUCCGUGUGUUUGCAAAAUUAUGUCUUUCCUGGAGGAUCACAAAACUGUACAGUAGAUGUUUCCAGAUGCUUGAACUACAAUGAUGGGAAAAUGAGAAGUAAAAAUGUCCAUGUGGAAGAACUUGCAUGUAAAGACUAUGAAGGGUCAUCUCUGGAGGAAUAUGCCAAGGGACUUCAUAACUUUUAAAUAAAAAGAUAACUUGCUUAGAUCCAAAGUGUCUUUUCAUCCAGGAAAGGAACAUUGUCCCAAUGGACUUUUCAUGAAUGAAAAUAGAAAAACACUUCACCAGCUCUCCUUAAUCUUACAACCCAAACACUUCACUUUGAAUACAGAGUCACAGACUUUAAAAGCAUGCUGAGACUGCAAAGGAAGAGAGAGCUGUGAAUACUCUUGUUUUAUCAGCAGACCUUGGCUCAUGUGGCACUGAAUCCAACUCAUUAUACUUAUGCUUUGCCACCCAAGAAUUGAAUAGCCUUCCAGAAGUUAAAUAGGGACCACAUCUCUAAAAACAAACUAAUCUUGCUUUUUUGCAGAGAUCAUUUGGCUUAUUAAGAGAAAGUUCUCUUCCUCUUUGAAAGCUCAUCAAGCUUAAAUGUUCCUUAUUAGGAACAAAUCAUUUUAUGGUGACUAAGUGUUUGCUUGGCUAAUCAAGAUAUACUCUUAAUCCAUGAUGUUCUGUAAAAGGCUGUUCAAAUGCAUUUAAUUUACCAUUUGGUGAGCAUCAACAUUAUUCUGUUGCUGAAAAUACUAAAUUUGGAAAGAUUGUGUAUUUCAAAUAUGAUUUUAACAUGUUACAUGUGUACACCAAAGUGCUUGGCACUUUUAUAUCUUUAUUGCAUAAUAAAC
Messenger RNA from Sceloporus undulatus (fence lizard), 3446 nucleotides. RefSeq names its product Holliday junction recognition protein (gene HJURP). The transcript is spliced from 14 exons. Gene Ontology annotation, molecular function: histone binding. The record is from RefSeq and is a predicted model, not a curated record. Gene Ontology annotation, cellular component: chromosome, centromeric region. Bases 495 to 2786 code for a protein of 763 amino acids. Gene Ontology annotation, biological process: CENP-A containing chromatin assembly. Lineage: Eukaryota; Metazoa; Chordata; Lepidosauria; Squamata; Phrynosomatidae.